AAAAAUUCUAUCAAGUUUUUAGUAGCAACAAAGAAGCUCAGAUAAUUCACAAUUACAGUUCUCUUAUUGCAAUCUUGACAAACCAUAUUAGAGAGUGGUAUAAGAAUAUAUCCUUUCCUGUAGUUAAAAUGGCUUUACUUGGUGAAUCAGUAAGAUUGAGCCAUGUUAUAAAUACUAAUGGUGAACAAUUAAGCAUUUCAGCCCUUGUUUCUUCUGGAGAUUACAUUAAUUCACUUACUGAAAAAAGUGAAGCUCAGUUUGUUAUUCCCACCUUAUCACCAGUUAGCCUACAAUAUUUUUGUUUAAACAAUGAAGAUGAUGGUGAUGCGAAAAUUGCCACUAAAAUAAUACAAAGCCUACUUACAACAGAAUCUUCUUUUGAUGACGAAGUGAUGGAUGGAAGGCCCUUUGAAAGAUUCCAUGCAAACUGGGAAUUACUAUACCGUGUGCUUCGUGAAAAUGGAAAGAAGAUAAGUCUUCAUGAGAUUUAUGGUUUAUCUGACAGAGACAAAGAAGAAAUUGAGAUACAGUUACAAAGAAAGAGAAUUGCAUACUGUCAUGAAGAAAUAGAAUUUCCUCCAAAUGAUACAAUAUACAAUUCAUCCAGAAAAGUUUUUGAGAAUCUUAAUGAUUAUUUAUUUGUUCCCAAAAAAUCAAAUAAUAAUGAGUUUGACAUGGUUAUAUUUGAAAGAAAAGCAGACGAAUCUGGCUAUAUCACAAUCAAUAUUGAAUGCAGAUUUACUUAUCGAGACCAUCAGACAACAUUAGGAAGUAAGGAGAUAUUGAAUAAAUAUGAAAAUAUGAAAAGGAAAUACCUUAUGCAUGUAAGAUAUUUAUGCAAUAGACUUAGAAGUGAAACUAAUGCAUGGGAAAAUGGAUCAUUUUAUGAUAAAUCUUGUGUGGGAAAACUCAAAAUGACCGAAAAUGAUAUUUAUCUGGUUUUUGUGGUUUGGAGACACUUAGACUUAGGAAUGCUCAGUCAUGAAGUAUUAAAUAAUAAAAAUAUAAUUAUUGUUGAUAGAGAACAUUUGAAAAAAAUUUACACUCCAUCACUUGUAUCACGACCACAAUUUUAUAGUCAAAUAUUUGAACAAAUCAAUAGUAUCAGAUAUGAAGGCUGA
Molecule: messenger RNA, 1121 nt
Organism: Entrophospora candida
Lineage: Eukaryota; Fungi; Glomeromycota; Glomeromycetes; Entrophosporales; Entrophosporaceae
Source: the annotation of a GenBank genome assembly